AUGUCUAAGACAGCGGUGAAGAAGCUACACUGGCGUUCCAAUGUGCAGGACACCUUCGUCCCCCUGCUUGGGGCAUCAGGAGAUCUGGGGGUCUCUGUUGGUGGAGGGGCGGAUUAUGGAGAGUUUCCCUUCAUCACGUCGGCUCCAGGCGGCGGACUCACAGUGGGGGACAUCGUCCUAGAGAUUGGGGGAACGCCGUUACUGGGUAUGACGUUAGGAGAUGUUCGAGGAGUCCUCAACUCUUGUCCGCAUCCAAUCCGGAUCAAAACUGUGUCUCCAGGCUCCACGUUGUGCAAGGAUCUCAGGUUGUAUCUGAGUAAGUGCUUCACACCUGGCUCGGUGGACAGCCAGCUUCAGCAGGUCAUCAGAGAGAACCUCUACCUCCGAGCAGUGCCCUGUACAACCCGGCAGCCCCGAGACGGGGAGAUCUCAGGGGUGGACUACAACUUUGUUUCCAUCGAGGAGUUCUUCUCUUUGGAGGAGUCUGGAGUGCUGCUCGAGAGCGGAAAGUUCAAAGGAAACUAUUACGGCACGCCUCGGCCCGUUCACAUAAGCUCAGAGAGUUCUCCCAUCACCUACCAGGAACACCGCAACCUGCUCAGAAAUUUCCGCACCCGGAGCAAAUCCCUCAGCAACCUGGAAAAGGCUGCAGAUGAAGGCGUAAACGGCGAGGACGGCUCAGGAGGUGUGAGAAGCAGCGUUCCUCUUGGCCACCGGUCUCCCGGUCGGCCCCGGGCAGCCAGCAGCGGAGGGGAUAGUCAUGUCGUAGAGAAUGGGGUCAUCGGCGGCAGAAGAGGUGGCAGAAUCAGAGGAGUGAUGCCGGAUCACUGGGAGCAGGCUUUCAGUGACCCUGGAGAAUCUCUUGACAUCGAGCGCAGCCCAAAAAGGACCAGCUGGCAGAGUCCUCGACACUCAAGCAGGGAGACCCUUUACAAAAAUGAACGUGAGCCUCUUUGGUUCACAGACCGGCCUGAGGAGCUCAGGGGUUUUCCUGUGCACACACACUUGAUCAAAGGCUCCAGAGGGUUUGGUUUCAACAUCGUUGGAGGCAGCAGGCCAAGAGAGUUCCUCCAAGUCUACAGCGUCACAGCAAGUGGACCCUCAGCUCUCCAAACAGCGGACAUCUUGGUGUACAUCGACAACGUUUGUGUGUUGGGAGUGUCACACAAAGAGGUUGUAGAGAUGCUCAAAUCAGUCCCUGUGGGUCGCAGCGUGGAUAUAGAGGUUAGGAGGGGGUAUCCCAUGCUCUUCAACCCUGACGGUCGUCCCAAGCAACCCUCGCCAAGAUUAAUGGACGGCGAGGACCGUGUUCUACCCACCACCACCCAGCCUCAGUCUCUUCAUCAACUACCUCGCCUCCCAACAGCUGCACCCCAGACCCAGCACUUUAACGGGCUCCACAGUGACGGGGGCUACAUGCAACCCGGUGUGACUCUAGAUGCCAAUGGAAACGCAGUAUCUUUUGCCUCCAGACCACCACCCCCGUACAGACGUUCCAGCGUGAGCAACGCUGCUGUUUCCUCCCCUGUACUCCCGCCUCGGUUCCUGAAAAGUUUAGCCAGGCUGCAGUCACUGGACCCGACGCUGGCCAGCCAGAGUGACAGUGAAGUUGUGUCUGCGAUUGGUUCCCACAGGGCGUCCGUGAUACGAAAUCACAACAAUAACUCUCUUUCAACGCCCCCCCAUCUUUUACGUUAUGGAACUUCAAAGUCAUCUGAAAGUGACCUGUCCACCUGCACCGUUCCAGGGUCUCGGCUCCCACUGCCUGAGUCACCACGGAGGCCUUCCUCUUCCCCCAGCGGCCCCAGCUUCACUCACUCUCACCUCUUCAGACCACACACCUCCCACCUCAGACCUCCUUCCACCUCGGACAACCCCCACCAUCGUGGCUUUAAUGGCUUCCAUGGCAGCACCAGUCCAACUGCCAGCCCCAGCAGUGUGUCCUCACCUGGGGCGAUGAGUGUCGGCAGCGGGUUUGGUAGUUUCAGCGGGGGGGAGCUGGUCCCAGUGGUCUUGGCGCAGACUGAAGAAGACAGAGGCCUCGGCUUCAGCCUGAUGGCUGGGGGCACUGGGGGCAGUGUGACUGUAGUGGAGAGAGUCUGGGACAGGAAGCAGUGCAACUCCCUGCAGCCAGGGGAUGCUGUUGUCAAAAUCAAUGGUGCUGAUGUCCAGAGCCUCAGCCAUGCUCAGAUAAAAACAAUUCUGCAGGAGCACACCAAACAGGGAGAAGUAAUCCUGCUGGUUUACAGAGGAGGCAAUUAUCAUUCUGUCUCUCCUGGCUCCUUUCGGAGACUCCCUCCACCUCUUCUGCGCCCCCCACCGCCUCCUCUUGGCACCGACAACUCCUCUGUGCUCCCAGAAGUGCUGCCUAAGCCCCGUACCUCCACAGACACCCCUCCGUCUCCAGUCCCCUUGAAUUCCUCACUGAUCCAAAGCACCAGUUUCUUGGAGUCGAUUCCUGUGACCCUGACCAUGGAACCCAAAGACUGGACUGAUAUAGGUCUGGAGGACGAGGCUGGCGGUGUGUCGGUGCCUCAUGCAGCUCGGGAAAAUACGAAAGGGGAACGGAACCGACAGUUUAGAGGGUUUGAUGUGGAGCUGAGGAGAAAGCCCGGGGAAGGCUUUGGCUUUGUCAUCGCGUCUCAGGAUGUGGAAAGUGGCAAAGCUGCGUCCCUUUUCCCCCAUCGUUUUGUGACCAUCCGGCGAGGCAGUCCGGCAGCAAAAAGCGGUCAGAUCCGAGCAGGAGACCGUUUGGAGGCUGUGGAGGGGAGGCCGGUGGGGGCUCUGCCCCAUCGGGAGCUCGCUCAGAUUCUUCGCAGGGCAGGAAACACACUGCGUCUGACCAUUGUUCCCCGCUCCACCACCUAUUCCUCAAACCUUACAGAAGCUGCUGACCAUGAGCACAGCCACAGAAGCAGAAAGGGUCAGAGGUCACGUCCUAAGCGUGACUCGAGGUAUUACAGCGUGGAUCUGGAUCGGGGCCCCUCAGGCUUCGGCUUCAGCCUUCGAGGGGGAAGUGAGUACAACAUGGGCCUCUACGUCCUGGGACUGAUGAAGGGUGGACCAGCCUCGCGAAGCAAAAAAAUACAAGUGAGUGAUCAGCUGGUGGAGAUAAACGGGGACAGCACGGCCGGGAUGACCCACAGUCAGGCGGUCGAGAUGAUCCGCAGAGGAGGACAACACAUCCACCUGGUCCUCAAGAGAGGAAACGGCUACGUGCCUGAUUACGCCCUUGAGCACAGAAUCACCUCCUCCUCCCUCCUGUCCAACCCCAAAAAGCAGGGUGUGGCUGCAGUGAACUCCAGCAGGUGGAGGGAGCACAGCUCCGUGCAGAAGAGGAGAAGCAGGUCGCAAGGAGACGAGAGAGGGAACAGGAGGAGAAGAAGAAGACGGAGCGCAGGGGAAGGAGAACGCUCAGGUUUACAAAACCAUAUUGCUGAGCGGAGAGAGAGGUCUCGGGAGGACAGCUCAACCAGGAGGAAAAUAAGAUCCCAGAGUUUACCCAGAGAUGUUAACAGGACAUAUGAUGAUGAGGAGGAGGAGGCUGCUGAGAAUGGGACAGUGAGGGGCAGGAGAGGAGAGGAGGAGAGGGGUAGGAGCAAACACAGAGAGCAGAAAAGCAGGAGCAGGAGGAGGGAGAUGAUGGCAGAGGGUAAGGAGUUUGAACAGGAAGCACCUACUGUUGAGGAGAGUGUGGAUAGAAGAUUAAAAGAGGGAAGAGUCCGAUUAGAAGAAAGUGAUGAGGAUGUUUUUCUUCCCAUUCCAAGCCCGACCCAAAAGCUUCCCAGACCCAAGGAAAACUGGAAGGAGGAGUGUGAUGAAAUCUGGGACAUGGCAGUAAGGUACAGGGACCUGAAGAGGGACAAGUCGCAGGACGACUUACGGAAAGACUACGAGGGUGAGGCUUGCAGCGCAGAGCUAAAUGAAGAUGAAGGACACCACGAUAUCUGCUCCGUGAGCUUCGAGAGGCCUUUACCUGGCGUUGCUGUGGUAGACCCAGCAUCAGAGAGAAAGCCCUUCUCCUUCCUCCACUCCUCACCGUCUGUAGACCAGCUGGUGGACGAUGAGUCAGAGUCUGGAGGCAUCCAAUCUGAUGGCAGUGUUUCUGCUGCCAGUGUUUCAGGCCGUUCUGUGGCCCGUGGGGCGCUGCCAGGCCUUUGGCUCACACCCAGUCAGCCGAGGCUGGUUGGAGAAGAUCACAGGUGAGCCCUAAGCAGGACAGGGCAGUGGGGAAGAAGAAGAAGUGCUGUCUCUUGACCUUUAUUUGGACAUAAAACAUGCAGCAGUUAAAUAUCUGAUUGGGUUUGACACUGUUAGACUUGUUUUCUGCAACUUUUUCUCAGAGUCACUUUAAA
Nematolebias whitei (Rio pearlfish) is the source of this 4355-nucleotide messenger RNA. RefSeq names its product membrane-associated guanylate kinase, WW and PDZ domain-containing protein 1 (gene magixb). Gene Ontology annotation, molecular function: protein binding. The transcript is spliced from 16 exons. Gene Ontology annotation, cellular component: cytoplasm. Gene Ontology annotation, biological process: signal transduction. The record is from RefSeq and is a predicted model, not a curated record. NCBI's taxonomy places the organism in Eukaryota, Metazoa, Chordata, Actinopteri, Cyprinodontiformes, Rivulidae.